CAGUACAGUCGACCCUACGCAUUAGUGCCGCCCUGUGUAAGGACUAAUAAUACGGCACUAAUUCGGAGCGGCACAAUCAGAAAGCAGAAUCACUACCCGGCCAGAACUCGGUUAUUAGAGUCUGCGCUGUUGUUGCCUUUGACCCUGUCUCUCAUGCCUACUGUACGUGUAGCUUCUAGAAAAGCUCGUUUUGCGGACCUCAAAUGUGAAAAGGCAUUGCUCACAGCGCACUCUACACCCAGACUCUCCAAAGACCCAAACAACCUUGCUACAGUAGCACUACAGCACUCGGUACGGCCCGCCUCUCCGUAAUUUCACACUCGUCUUCUGCCACACAAUCAUCCAUCAUAGCAUCACUGGCAGACUGAUUCUGUAGCUCUCCACCAUAAUGUAUUGAAUCGCAAGCAUCACUAAUAGAAGCUUCUGCCACAAGCUCAUUAGUCUCGAUCUCAGUCCAUUCCUCCACAUCUUUCCUGCAGAAUUCUGCAGUUUCUGCAAGGCCGUCUUCUGACACCAGGCUCAGUCGGGAGAGAAACCCUACUAUACCAUCCACCAUAGAUUUAUCAAGUUCUGUUUCAUUUCGACCAACUUUCCGACCUGCAGCAGAUGCCCAACCUCGAUUUUCUGUGCAAUCGUAAGGCGCGUACGCUUCGCUUUGGCGAUCUUUUCAGGAUUCAUGUUAGGGUCUUUGAGUGAGGUGCCAUCACGUCACCAAUUGAGCUGAGGCGCAUGAGGAGUGGCCGAUGACGACGUCGUGCAUGACACGUGGCAGAACCUGUGUCUGCCGGUUUUGGCGGCACUAAUUCGAGGGUGGCAAUAAUGAAAGCGGCACUAUUGCGCGUCCCCCCCCUGUACAUGGAAGAGUUUUCCAUCUGGAAGAGAUUUCUUCCAUUUUGCAGUUCAGAAAUUCCGCACUUGCAAGUAUUCCACGUCGGUACAUCCAAAUUUCGCAUACAUGGAAGAGGUCUAUUCCAUGUAUUGGUUGAGGGUUAAAGAGCGAGUUCACGUGAAGAUCCUGAAUGCACACCGUUGGACCCCAAAUGGUCUGAAAGGGGUUGGGUAAUUACAACGGGCUGCGCAGUAAGCAGCAGCUCGGGUUUGUAUGUUGUAAUAGUGUGCAACGUGUCGAGCAUCGGGAGGAGAGAAGGCGAUCUGGGAGGGCACAUCUGCCGCCCUGGGUGGCCAUUGCUGUAGCUCCCAAGAUAUUGGUCGAACCGAUGCUUCGCUCGCGCCUCCCAAGCCCCAAUAAAAAUGCAUCUCCGCGUCCCCAUGUUUUUUUCUCUUCCCAGAACACCACGCCUCUCCGCCACCUUAUCCCUGGCAUCCCUCCGCCACCGCUACCUCUACCCACCCACCCCCCCCCCCUCCACCCUCUCCCUUUCCCCCCUAAGCGCCCACCAUGACCGUCCCGGCCUUUCUCCCGUCCAUGUGCAGCGCGGCACCCACGCCUCCCUCCUCCACGCGCGCGUCGCGCCGCCCCCCGCGCGCCAAGAAGCGCACACGCAAGCGCGCGCGCCCGUCGCAGCUGACGCGCAAGUACCGCGACACGCGGGACCCCGCCGAUGAGUCGCUGAUGGUGGGCGAUCCGGCCCUACCCGCGUACCCAUCGCGCGCGCCGGCCGUCCGCUUUUCUCGCUUUCCCGGCUCGUGGGAGGAGACCGCCGCGCAGGUGUCGCGCGCCGUCGUCCACGCCGCCCUCGAGGGGCACGACCGCAUCCGCGUCGACGUCAAGCGCCCCGAGCUGCUCGUCAACGAGUUCCCGGACCCAUUGCGCAAGGACGUGCCGCUGCUCGAUACCUCCCCGCACGCGUGCCGCGUCGCCCUGCUCACACAGGUCGCGUGCGAUACUAUUUACGCGCUCAUUCAGUUGGAUCACUCAGAUAAGCGCAACUAUAGGCUCUGCGUUAAGCCUAUGAGGGCCGCUGUUCAUUUUAAUAGCCGCGAGGACGCGCUUGUGGGAGACCGCUUCAUCUCGGAUGAGGUCCGUCAGUUUACUGAUGUGUUUGUCCUGGGAGAGAAGAAGAAGGAUCGUCCCAAAGCGGAUAUCGCCGUCAUGAUCGCCCCCACCAAUCGCCAGGGUAAUUUUGCACAGAUUGAGAAAGUCGAGCUCGUGCAUUACGCCAACUGGUCCGCUCCCAAGAUCAAUGUCAUGUUCAAUCCGCAGCUCAUCGCGCUCACCAGUCUCACCGCCUUCGGCGAUGAGCCGCGCGAGCCGGGUUUUCUCAGAGACUACUUGCGCUCAUACUACCUAGACGCGGCCGCUUUUCCAUCCAAGACGGCCACGGGUGCCGUCCUUAGGUGCUUUCCGAGAAAGUGGGAGAUGUACUUGCUCAAGGUCCAGAGUAAGAUGGGCUUUAGGCUCGUGGCUGAGCAACCCGCCCCACCGUCCCCAGAGAAGAUCCGCGGUGAGUUUUCGUGGCGUAUUGAGUCGGAAAUGGAGACGGCUGUUUCGUUUUGA
Chondrus crispus (carragheen) is the source of this 2458-nucleotide messenger RNA. RefSeq lists its product as hypothetical. Lineage: Eukaryota; Rhodophyta; Florideophyceae; Gigartinales; Gigartinaceae. The transcript has 2 exons. The coding region runs from base 1400 to 2458 and encodes 352 amino acids. The record is from RefSeq and is a predicted model, not a curated record.